Molecule: messenger RNA, 4006 nt
Organism: Hyaena hyaena (striped hyena)
Lineage: Eukaryota; Metazoa; Chordata; Mammalia; Carnivora; Hyaenidae
Gene: MATCAP2
Product: KIAA0895 ortholog
Exons: 7
Coding region: 165-1727 (520 amino acids)
Source: RefSeq, a predicted model, not a curated record
CGUCCGUCCUUGUCCGCUUUACCUUUCCCCAGGUAGCGGAGAGCAGCCCGCCGCCGCGACCCGGCGUCUGAGGCUCGAGCCUCGAGGCAGUCCGGCCGGUUCUCGCCGGCCGUCGCCCCCUUCGCCCCUGGAGCCGGCCAGCCGCCCGCGGCCUCGGCGGGACGAUGCUGGAGUCCAUUCGCGUGACGGAAAAGCUUCACUGGCCUGAGCAAGAACUUGCUAAGAAGUCUGUUCUAAAUGCAGAAGAGUCAUUGAUCACUGACAGCAAAAGAAGCAUUUCACAUUUAUCUACUGGAAUACUAAAGGACAUUUUCACAACUGGAACCAGUAGUUACAAUGUUCUACUACAGAGCAAAGAGGAGAAAAAGCAUCAUUCACAAAAACAGUCUUCCUCCACCUACUCCAAAAGAUGUAGAAAGCCCAGCAAAUCUCCUAGUUCUUCUCGUAGUAAAGAUCUUCGCAAGAUGAAGGCCCCAGUGCCUGUGAUGAGCAGUGGUACCUGGUACUGCCUAGAAAGGCAGCCUGGUGUUUUUGUCAGUAGUUCAGUGUCGAGUCCUAUAAAGUUUACACAUGAUAUCUCUGUUACAGGGAACAGCAUAGUACUGCCACCUAAGCCCAAAAACAAGGUAAAGCGACGCCAUUUCUCCACUCUGCCAAAGGCAAAGCCACAGCCUCAGUUGUCUAGAAGUUUUGAAAAAGGAGAUGACUUUUCUGGGAAGAAAUUUUGUAUACUGACUGCUAUAAAGCCCACCAACUUAGAGAAAGAAAAACUGAGAUUUUUCAAGUCUGACUAUACCUACAAUCCUCAGUUUGAAUAUGCAAACCCAUCUCUGCCAAGCGUGUUGGCCAAACACAGCAAUGCAUCUGACCGAUUUCUUAAACAGUCCAUCAAUAUUAUGGAACUGACUUUACAGAAAUAUGGAAGUUAUGAAAAAUUUGAGCAGGCCACCGGUGGCAGCCUGCUAUCUAAAACUCGAAUCUGGAGUCACGUUAGGAAGUACAUGAUGAAAGAAGGCUGCAUGGGCGAGAUUGUGGUUCAUCUCACUGAAGACCUGCUUUCCCGAGCUUCAAUGACAGUGGUAAAUGGAUGUCCAACGCUGACCAUCAAUGUUUCCACUGCACGUGAGCACUGGCUGGAGGGCAUGCUGAGGCAUGAAAUAGGCACACAUUAUUUUCGAGGUAUUAACAACCUUCAGCAGCCAUGGAAUAGUUGGACUGGUCGUAAAAAACAUGAACUAAAGCCAAACAAUCCCACAGAGGAAGGACUGGCAAGUAUUCACAGUGUCCUUUUUAGAAAAGACCCCUUUUUAUGGAGGGCUGCCCUACUCUACUACACAGUUUAUCGAGCCAGCCAAAUGUCUUUUUGUGAACUCUUCAAAGAUAUUGGAAAAUUUGUCAAGGACCCCAAUACAAGAUGGGAUUAUUGUGUACGAGCGAAGAGGGGAUGGACUGAUACUUCUCAACCAGGGUGCUUCAGUAAAGACCAGGUGUACUUGGAUGGCAUCCUGCAAAUCCUCCGCUACAGGGAGACCAUUGACUUUCAUCUGCUGACUGCUUUGGGGAAGGUCUCUUACGAAGAUGUAGAUCGCUUAAAAGGAUUGGCAGUUAUUGAAAACAUGAGAGUCCCUCAUUUCCUGCAGGACCAUGGCCGAUACAUGGAACAUUUAGAGAAGAUCAUGGAAGUGAAUGAACUGACUGACAGGGAACUGAAAGAUCUUAUAUAUUAAUCAGCAUUCUUGCAGACAUAGCAAAGCUAUACCUCUAUGUAUAUUACCAGUUAGGUGCAGUUAGCACCAGCAUAUUUAUAAAAGAUGAAUGACUGUUUACAUGAGUUUUCUGAAGAAUGAUCUACAAUAUUCAGCCGAAUUUUUAAAAGGUUAAAUACAACCUUAAACUGUUUCCCUAAGAUGUUUCUAUAGGCUGCAGAGGAAAGUCCUCCUGUUUUCAUCUGAAUCUUAACAGAGUCCGAUAAAAAUACUACCGGUGUUUUUUAAGAAUCUUGGUCAAACUGAGUAAUGAGCAUCUGCCUGAGCAGUAAGCACUGCUCCUUAAUGCUUUUGCCUGAGCACCGAGACCAGCCCUGGCUAGAGACUGAAUUCCAGUCCUGUUUUAACUACAAGAUUAUAUUUUACUUGAUAAAUAAUGGUAAUUCUUUGAGAAAUUCGUUUUGUUAUGCUCCCACAAGCUAGCUGUAUCUAAUAUUUCUCUUAUAUGUUAGAUAAUAUUAAAGAGAGGGGGAAAAGCAGUUUGAAAAGUUUUCAUUAGUUCUUUAUUUUACACAUUGUUUGACCUUAUCAGUUUAUAGGAACUACAUCAGAGAAUUCCCUCACUUGCCUGGUUAUUCGCUAACUAUAUUUGCUGAAACAAACUGUAUCCCUUCAAGAUUUUAAAUAAGUUUUAGGGUCUUUCCCUCCCCAUUCCUUUAUAUAACUGAUAAGUACAAGUGGUGUUGUCUACAUAGACUAAAAUAGUUGGUAAGAGAGAAGCUACUCACCUUUGUAUUAAAUGGGGCGACCAGCAAGACACAGGGACUAAUGUAGUUUCUGUAGGAGCUGGAUGUUGACUAGGUAGCACCUGCCGUAAACCUGACCAUGCCCUGAAAAAUGGAAUUCCUGGACAUUGUCAUUUGAUAAACUGGUCUUGUGACAUUGGCUUAGUAUAUUUUAUCAAAAUCUGAUUUUAUCAAGCCAAUAAUGAUAGUUUGACUUUCAAAAAUGAGAAUUCUAUUUUGCUGUAUUUCCUCUGCUAAAAGCGUAUACACCUAGCUUUGAAUAAUUGAUUUCGAUACAUACUUGGGUAUAUAUACUUGGAAUCAAAUAAUUCUUCAAACAACUUAUUUUAAUGAUCAGGAAGAAUACUGCUGUAAAUACCCCAAUCAGAAUUGCUUCUGUAGUUUUUACCCAAAGCUAUCUGAGAGUUUAUCUUUACCUCAUUUCAGGCUUAAACAUGGUGCUAACACUGGUAGAUGUAUACUGUAAAGCCUGGUCCACAUUCCUGUUAGGAAAUUAUCUUGGAAAAUCUCAUGCAUGCUAGGUUAUGUGAUUUUCUCAUUCACAUAUCCGGAAGGGCUUGCCUCAGAGAAGACUGUUGCAGCAAACAGGAUGUAUUCCACCUGGCACCUUACAGGGCCACACCUGUGCCAUGACGGCUGCAGUGGGGCCUGCACUGGAGUGGGGCAGACACUGUGCCAACACCGACCAGAUACUGGAAAACCACUCGACCCCUCGAGCAUAUUUCCUUGUAGCAUAGUCCUCCUGUUUCAGCUUUGGUGUAGCAGUUUCUAACUUCGUCUUCAAACUUAUCAAAGGUGAUUGUGAAAACUGUGUAUUAUUGAAGUAUAGACAAAUGGCAAUAUUUAUGUCCUGUGAUUGAAGCCCAAAUGCUUAUAAAUUCAAUAUUUGUAGGCAAUAACUGCUAAUCUUAUGUUACAGUUUAAAUGUCAAGGAAAAUCACAACAGCCUUAAUAUCUUGUUGGUCAAAGGAUUAUUUACAGUGAUUCUAGUCCCUGAAUUUAAAAUAGAUAUUCUCUAUCUGAUUUGGAAAAGGAAACACUUUCUUGCCUUACUGCUUUGGUAUAAAGACAAAAACAAACAAAUAGUGCUAUCCAGACAGAAAAAUGACCUUAAAUCACAUUGAUUGUCUUAAGAUAUUUUAAAAGUUAGCCAUGAACCAAAAAUAGUUUUAGAUUAGCAGAAUACUUAAAGAGCUCUAAGCUUUAAAAGUUGGGAUUGAAGAUUUAAUUGUUUAUUCUCUUUCCUGAAAUAGCACUGAGGUCCCUUUUGCUCCCUAAAGUUUUAAUAAAUAGAAAAUUUAUAGCAGCAGUACUUAGGAGAAUAGUUGAAAGUUGCAUUAAUUUUAAUAGUCAUUUGCUGUAGGCUAUUGAGGAUUAGAAUUUCAUCAGUUUUGUCCACUGCAAUUCUAACAUAUAAUUGCAUCAAAUACAGUUAGGUUUUCACAUCAGAUGGGGUAAAUUGUUUAUAUAUAUAAAUCCAUAGUCUCCAUUUCU